This is a messenger RNA of Octodon degus (degu), 1101 nucleotides long. RefSeq names its product TP53 target 5 (gene Tp53tg5). The record is from RefSeq and is a predicted model, not a curated record. The transcript is spliced from 6 exons. The coding region runs from base 262 to 1032 and encodes 256 amino acids. NCBI's taxonomy places the organism in Eukaryota, Metazoa, Chordata, Mammalia, Rodentia, Octodontidae.
CUUAAACAGAUGCAGCUUCGGAAGCCACGAACCAGAUGGGCCUUUCCUUCUUACCUUCCAUCCCUGUCCCACACAUAAUCCCUGAAGACCCAGCAUUGCUUCUGUCACACACUUCAGUGAUGUCACAGCUCCCCUGACUGGGAGCUCCUGCACCACCAUCUGAUGCCCAGGCUGAGCACAGGCUAGACUGAGAGGGGCAGGGUGCACACAGUGCCAGGUCCAGUCUUGCUCCUUCAGUCUUUGAGGACUCACACCCUCAGCAUGUGUCCAUCAGCAAAGAAAAAGCUCGAGAACAGAAUGGCUUCCAAGAUGGAAGAGGAGAAACUGCAGGACAAGACAAAGCAGACUGUCUACAAAACAAUCCAGCGGAGCCGACUUAAAAUGGUGUUAAGAAACUUGUCACUCUUGAAGCUACUCAAGAGCUCAAACAGUCGGAUCCAAGAGCUUUAUAACCUGGCCAGAAGGUGUUGGAAUUCAAUGCUCAGAGUUCCAAAGAUCCUCCGUGCCUCCUCUGGGGAAAACAAUGUUUGCAAUAAAGUAAGACCAAAUAAUGAAGAGCUCCAAGAUGCUACAUGCCUUGAGAAGAACCUGGAAUCCAAGAAAAUAGAGUCCACAGGGAAACCUAAGCAAGCAAGGCCUGAUGAGUACAAGGAGGAGCCAAGGGCAAGGAACAUGGUUGAAGAUUCACCUGUUACAGUACCAAGGAAGGAAGAGCAGAUGGAGCCUGACUUCUCAAGGACAUCAAUAGGUCAUGGGCUGAAAACUGGGGCCCAGAAGAGACAGCUAUUCAAGAGGGGCCCGCGAGUCGUCUUUCUGAAGACUUAUAACUACAGGGCUCCCAUGGGCGACAUGAAGCAGCUGGAUGUAAAUGGCCAGUACAUCUGGUUUGAGGGGCUGCCCACACGAAUCCACCUCCCAGGGCCGAGGGUCCUGUGCAGAGCCUCCAAGCUACGCUGGGUCAAGCGCCGCUGUACCCGUUUCUGCUCUGCAUCACUUGAGAAGCCCAUGUACCAUUCCUACAAGGUGGUGUGACCCCGAAAAACAGCCUUACAAGUGAGAGAAUGGAGAUCACACCAGGAGCAAAACAAAAGGAAUGGGCGG